This is a messenger RNA of Volvox carteri f. nagariensis, 1416 nucleotides long. RefSeq lists its product as uncharacterized. The coding region runs from base 1 to 1392 and encodes 463 amino acids. The record is from RefSeq and is a predicted model, not a curated record. Gene Ontology annotation, molecular function: rRNA (adenine-N6,N6-)-dimethyltransferase activity. The transcript has 10 exons. Gene Ontology annotation, cellular component: mitochondrial matrix. NCBI's taxonomy places the organism in Eukaryota, Viridiplantae, Chlorophyta, Chlorophyceae, Chlamydomonadales, Volvocaceae. Gene Ontology annotation, biological process: rRNA methylation.
AUGCGCUUGCGGGCGGCCCGGCGACUGCCUGGCAGCAGUGGCAGCGGCAGCGGCAGCAGCCCCACCAAGGGCGGCCUUCGAUCCCAACCCAAAUCUUCUCGAAAAUCCGUGGCACCAUUGAACCCAGCCUUGUCGCAAAACCAGACGCCCAAGUCCGAUACCGAGGACCCCGUCGAAGUACCGAGCGUGGGCUGGAUGUGGCAAGUGGGUGGCAGCGGCGGCGGAAGCAACACCCCAAUAACUGCCACAGCAACAUCCCGUCCAAUGCCGAGCGCCAUAUCAACCGUUGCAAAUCUUUACGAAGACCGGAUUAAAGCCAAGAAAUCUCUGGGUCAGAAUUUCCUGACGGAUGAUGCCGUACUCCAGGACAUUGUUGCGGCGGCCGGUGUGGGGCCACAAGACCUGGUGCUAGAGGUGGGGCCUGGCACCGGCAACCUCACGAAGCACCUGCUUGCUAGCGGCGCCGGUGUUACGGCGGUGGAGAAGGACGACACGCUGUACGGCAGACUGCAGAAGGAGUACGGCGAUGUACCCCGCCUUACCUUGAUACACGGAGACGCACUCAAGGUAGGUCUGGAGGACAUCAUCCGCGGCAUGAUGCUGCAACAAGACCGCCAAGACCCUGCGGCGUCGUCAGAGUCGGUGUCGUCAGCUGAGUCAGCGCUCGCGUCAACGUCAACGUCUGGUGCAUCCAGCCGGGGUUACAAGCCUGGUUCUUCCGCAGCAGCCGGCGGCCGCAAAGUCAAAGUAGUAGCUAACCUGCCGUACAACAUUACUAAGGACUUGUUGACGUUGCUGCUGCCGCUGGGCGACUGGAUCUCCGAUUUGCAUAUCAUGAUCCAGCACGAGGCCGCGGUACGACUGACGGAACACACGCCAGGAGGUCCCGAAUGGAGAGCUGCCAACAUCCGAACCCUUUUCUACUGCCGACCCAGGCAUGGGGGAGGAUGGGCGGGCAGGGGCAGGAGCAGGUACCGCUUCCGUAUUUCCCGCCUCAAGUACGAUCCCGUACCCGGCGUGGACGGUGCAUUGGUUACCUUUUCUCUGAUCCCGCCCAGCGCCCGCCCUGCCGUACCUUCCGAGCGCGCAUUCCACUCGCUAGUCGUCAAGGCGUUUUCGGAGCGGCGCAAAAAGAUGCGCAACAGCUUGCAGCCGUUGUACGGCGCUGAGCAGGUGGAGGCGGCGCUGUCCGAGUGCGGCCUCAACGCGGAUAGUCGCGCUCAGGACCUGAGCCUGGAGCAGUUUGUGGCUUUCAGCAGGCAGCUGCACAGCAUGUCGGUGCAGGAGGGGAUGGGGCUGCUGGCGGGAGCAGCAGGGGGGGGGGGAGACCAAUACAUGAUGAAAGUAUUCUUCCAGAAACCUCCUCCCAUACGUUGUAGCCACAAACCGUAAAUUGCAGGGAUGUAACCAAUGACC